Orcinus orca (killer whale) is the source of this 5479-nucleotide messenger RNA. It is a transcript of the gene BMP7, whose product is annotated as bone morphogenetic protein 7. Gene Ontology annotation, molecular function: growth factor activity; cytokine activity. Lineage: Eukaryota; Metazoa; Chordata; Mammalia; Artiodactyla; Delphinidae. Gene Ontology annotation, biological process: SMAD protein signal transduction. Gene Ontology annotation, cellular component: extracellular region. The record is from RefSeq and is a predicted model, not a curated record. The transcript is spliced from 7 exons. Bases 789 to 2810 code for a protein of 673 amino acids.
AAGUAUUUUUUUAAAAAAGAGGCAGUGCCGGGCCGGGAUAUCUGGUCUCAGGCUGAGGAGUGGUUGGGCCCCCAAGGAAGGGAGGUGGGGAGGAAUUCUCCAGCUCACACAAUUUCAGUCAUUCAACAAAUAACGACUGUGCAGCCACAGUGGCUACCAGGCCCUGGGCUCGAGGACAUCUGAGAGAGUCCCACCUCGGCCCCCAGGGAGCUCUGUUUCUAGUGGGAAGGCAAGACAAUAAAGAAGGUACGAAUAACUCAGUAAUGCCAGACGGUGGGAGGAGGAGUUAAGGAAAAUAGAACAGGUGUGCGCGGGGGUGACGAGGGGAAGGGACCUUAUCUCCGACGGUCUGGGAGGAAGUGGCACCUGAGUGGCACCUGGAGGUGGAGGCUUGGCCAGAUGGCAGGGGUGGGGAGGGAGACUGGGAGGGGAGAGAGUUCCAGGCAGAAGGGCUGGCAAGUGCAAGAACAAGCUGGCAACAAGUUCGGGGAGGGAUCCGCGUGUCUGGAGUAAGGCGGGGAAGGGGGGGCAAAAGGCGAGAGGGGCUCGGGUGCCACCUCCGCCAGGAAGCCUUCUCGUAUCGCCGCGCUUCCUCCACACUCCCCCAGCUUGCUCUACCGCAGCGCAAAUCCCAUGGGUGCCGCUCAGGCCUCCUUCCCUGCCCGGACUACGAGUGCGGAGAAAGCAGGGCCGGCUCGGAUUCCUCUCUCCGCAUCCCCGCGGCGCCCGGCCCGGCGCUGGGCACCCUGUGGGCACUGGGUAAAUAUUUGCAGAGCGCACUAGAAGGAAUGAAUGAACCCAUUGGGCGCCGCUGGGGGGAGGGCGGGGCCGAGGGCAGGUGGGAGGCCGCCGACGCGGGAGGGGCCCUCGGAAGCCCGUCCUCCUCCUCCCCCUCCCCCUCCCAGGCCCCAGCGCGCACCACUCUGGGGCUCCCGAGGCGGCCUCUCGUGCGAUCAAGGGCGCGCAGGGCUGGAAGAGCGACCUGGGGCCCCUCUUCUGGGCGCCGGAGUUCGGAAAAGGGUGGGUCCCCGCCGCCCAAGAGCAAGAGCACGAGAAGAACCGGAGGAAGGAGCGCCCGCUCGCCCGCCGCCUCGCUGCCACCCCGGCGCUCGCUCUCCCGGCUCCUAGGUUUGCUGGCUGCUCCUCCCACCCGCGCCCGCCUCUUUGCUCGCGCUCUCGCUCGCUCAAGCCGGUUUCCGAGCCCCACGGUGCGCCCGGGCGAGUGCGGGGCGAGGGGCCCCGGGGCCAGCGCCGAGCCGGGGGCGGGGGUCCGGGCAGAGCGCAGCCGGCCGGGGAGGGGCCAUGUCCGGCGCGGGCGCAGAGGGGCCCGUCUACAGCAAGUGACCGAGCGGCGUGGACGGCCGCCUGCCCCGCUCCGUCACCUGGGGCGGCUCGGGCCCCGGUGCCGGGUGCCCGGAGCCCGGGUCGCGCGUAGAGCCGGCGCGAUGCACGUGCGCUCGCUGCGCGUCGCGGCGCCCCACAGCUUCGUGGCGCUCUGGGCGCCCCUGUUCCUACUGCGCUCCGCCCUGGCCGACUUCAGCCUGGACAACGAGGUGCACUCAAGCUUCAUCCACCGGCGCCUCCGCAGCCAGGAGCGGCGGGAGAUGCAGCGCGAGAUCCUCUCCAUCUUGGGCUUGCCCCAUCGCCCGCGUCCCCACCUCCAGGGCAAGCACAACUCGGCGCCCAUGUUCAUGCUGGACCUGUACAAUGCCAUGGCGGUGGAGGAGGGCGGCGGGCCCGACGGCCAGGGCUUCUCCUACCCCUACAAGGCCGUCUUCAGUACCCAAGGCCCCCCUCUGGCCAGCCUGCAAGACAGCCACUUUCUCACCGACGCCGACAUGGUCAUGAGCUUCGUCAACCUCGUGGAACACGACAAAGAGUUCUUCCACCCACGCUACCACCACCGGGAGUUCCGGUUUGAUCUUUCCAAGAUCCCAGAAGGGGAAGCGGUGACCGCAGCCGAAUUCCGGAUCUACAAGGACCACAUCCGGGAACACUUCAGUAACGAGACGUUCCGGAUCAGCGUUUACCAGGUGCUGCAGGAACACUUGGGCAGGGAGUCAGACCUGUUUCUGCUCGACAGCCGCACCCUCUGGGCCUCGGAGGAGGGCUGGCUGGUGUUCGACAUCACGGCCACCAGCAACCACUGGGUGGUCAACCCACGGCACAACCUGGGCCUGCAGCUCUCAGUGGAGACUCUGGAUGGGCAGAGCAUCAACCCCAAGUUGGCAGGCCUGAUCGGGCGGCAGGGGCCCCAGAACAAGCAGCCCUUCAUGGUGGCCUUCUUCAAGGCCACCGAGGUCCACCUCCGCAGCACCCGUUCCACGGGGGGCAAGCAGCGCAGCCAGAACCGCUCCAAGACACCCAAGAACCAGGAAGCCCUGCGGGUGGCCAACGUCGCAGAAAACAGCAGCAGCGACCAGAGGCAGGCCUGUAAGAAGCACGAGCUGUACGUCAGCUUCCGGGACCUGGGCUGGCAGGACUGGAUCAUAGCGCCCGAAGGCUAUGCCGCCUACUACUGCGAGGGGGAGUGCGCCUUCCCUCUGAACUCCUACAUGAACGCCACCAACCACGCCAUCGUGCAGACACUGAAGCAGUUAGAACAGUUUCGUGGGCUCCUAAAGGUAUCGUGGGUAAAGGCCACUGUGCGUAACGGCGGUCGCCCUGACCCUGCCUCCGUCAGGCGACCGCUGUUCCUGGUUGUCAGCAUGCACAUCCACAGGCCCUGCAACGUCUGGGCUUCCUCCAGGUCGGGUAGGCUUGAGGGCUCAUCCCCUCCCAGAGCUCGUGGCUUUGCCUCCGGGCCUUGAACUCUGUGGUUCAGCCAUUCAAGGGUGUUUAUUGAGCAUCUACUACAUGUAGCCCCUGCGCUGACAGCUGGGGACGCCGCAGGGAACAACAUACAGGGAACAUCACAGACGUGGUCCCUGCACUCAGAGCCUCAUUUUCCAGGCAGGGAAACAGUCAAGUGAACAAAUGCGGGAACUUCAGGGAGAACAGAGAGGGGAACGACAGGAAGGUGGCAAACGGGACAGUAGGGUAGAGAGACGGGGGGCAGCCAUGGGGCUCUUUGAACUUUCACGGGGUCAUUGGAGGAUUCAGUGUGAUGAUGCAAUUAAAGCUCUUAACGGGGUAUCCAGCACAGAGGACACUCAACAGAUGUUAUUUUUACUACUUUACCAACAACAAGAGUGAUACGAGUUAGAGACUUUGUUCUUUAGCUUAGAAGCUGAGGCUCAGAGACGUUGUUUAUCUUCCUCCUUGCUGUGAAUGAUCUGGGCCUUCCCUGACAACUGGUCAUCCUCUCUGGCUUGAAUGCUUCUAGUGAUAGAGAGCUCACUACCCAGGCCCAUCUCCUCUGUACCACGGGUCUGUCUGUUGCAGAGCUCUGUGCUUCUUUUGCUUAGUAACCUGCCUCCCUCUUCCCUGUCCCUGCCCCGUGUGUUACUUCUCGCUCCGCUGUUCCAUUUAUUCGGAUUAGGCUCUGCCCUUUGAGGGAAGGCCUCUUUUUUGAAGCAUUGCUUUGCCAGGACCCCCGCUCCCACAGCAGUAAACUCUGAAGCCCUAUUCAGGACUGAAGGUCUUCAGGCUGGAAAUGAAGAGUCACCCCAGCCUGUUCCUUGGCCUGAACUUGUCCCCCGUGCCAGUGUCCCCCUGUUCUGUCCUGCUCCGAGGACCAGAGUGACGGGGGUGUCUCCCAGGCUGCCAGGAGCACACCUCCACCCUUCUUUGAGCCCUGCCCAUGGAGCAGAAGCCCGGCUGCCCUGUGACACUCUCUCCAUCUGCAAUUCACCAGAAAGCUCUGGGAUCAGAAUGAGUCCUUUGAUUAUUCUGAAACGAAGGUCAUGUUUGAAAAGGAGGUGAAUCCCUGCUUUCUAGAGAGUCCUAAUGAAAUACAGAGGAAGUGAGCUAACAUCUGGGAUUUGCUUUCACAUUAUUCAAGGAUGGAGGAGAUGGGGGAAGGUUUAGAUUUGUAAGGUUUGAGAUUAAACAUAAAAAACAGUUUAAAAAGCACGCUGACCUACGUGGGAGGUCAUAGACUGGGGCUUGGGGGCGGAGGGUCAUCCACAGGGUUUCCGGUUGGCCCACGUGGUGUGUUGGAAACCUGGAAGUUUCUCAUAAAAACAAAACAGGACUGACAGCUGGCCUGAGCACUCGGCACAUCCGAUCGCACUGGCUUUGGGCAGCUUGUGUCCAUCUCCCUUUGGUUUGCCCCGGUCCUCACCGUCCCCUAUGGUCUGACCCCUGGCCCAGUUUGGUCGUCCGUGGCGCUUGCAUGGCCGCUGCCGACGUUUGAAUUAGUUUGUCCCCGAGCCCCACCACCUGUAAGGUGCGUAGGCGCCCACGAGCCAGACGGAACAAUAAACCUGGGCAACUGGCUGACUCCUUUCCUCGUUCUUACCUCUGGACCUUCUCCUUUCUUGUGGACGUGCACCCAAAGGUUUGCCCAAAUUCUUUGCCUCUCAUUUUUAUUGCUUAAGAUGCAGAACAGUCUAAUAUAGUCUAGACUCACACCAUCCAAUACAGUGACCACUUCUGUGUGGUGCCUCUUCAGUGAGUGCUUGAAACGUGGCCAGUCUGAAUGGAGAUGUUUUGCAACUACAAAAUACACACUGGGUUUUGAAGACUUAGUAUAAAAAAAAUGUAAAAUAUCUCAUUAAUGAUUCCUUAUGCUAAGUAUACGUUGAAAUGAUAAUUUUUUGAAAUCUGGGAUUAGAGUAAACAUACUGUUUAAUUUCACCUCUUUCUUUUUCACCUUUUAAAAUGUAGCUACUAGAACGUUUUAAAUUACACAUGUGGUUUGCGUGAUAGUUUUCUUGGACAGGACAGGUCUGGCCCAGAGUUUGGCAACCUUUUUCUGGAAAGGGCCAGAUAGUAAAUAUUUUCAACCUCGAGAGCUGAAAGUCUGUGCUGCACCUUUUCACCACAGAUGCUGUGUAAUGCAGAAGCAGAAGCAGCCACAGAUGAUGUGUAGAUGAAUGGGCGUGGUGUGUGCCAAUAAAACUUUAUUCAUAAAAGCAGGCGGUGGAGCAGGGAUCGGCCUGCAGGCCAACCCUCGUCUAGCCCAGUGGUUCUCCACUUGGGGCAGUUUUGCCUCCCAGGGGAUAUUUGACAAUGUCUGGAGACAUUUUUAGUUGUCACGGUGCAGGGGUGGGGUGGAGUGCCUCCGAAUUCUAGUGGUUGUAGCCCAGGGAUGCUGUCAGACAUCCUGCCGUGCACAGGACAGCCCCACAUCCUGGCCCCAAGUGUCUUCCUAGCCAUGUGCUGGGUGACCCUCUAUGCUUUGGUUCUCUCAUCUGUGAAUCAAGAAUAACCCCAGAACUGAGUUAGUUACCCAGCAAGUGCUUAGAACUGGGAGUGACCGGUGAGUGUCACCUGCGGGGGACUUUUGUCCAAGCAGUACCUGUACCUUUAGGAAUACUGAGGCCAGGGAGGAGUGACUCACCGGCUCUCACCACUGCCACCGUUUUGGUGUGUG